Cladocopium goreaui is the source of this 954-nucleotide messenger RNA. NCBI's taxonomy places the organism in Eukaryota, Dinophyceae, Suessiales, Symbiodiniaceae. The record is from the annotation of a GenBank genome assembly.
AUGGCUACCAAGGGUGAUCUUGACCAUGAAACUGGCAAGAAACGACCAUUAGAGUUCAUUCCUGGGGAUGAGAGUGAUGAUGAAUUUUCAGAGCAACAUUUGUUUGUUGAAUCCGUUCCACCAGAAGAGCUUUCAACGAAAGCCAUCUACAUGCGCGUUCACCGCGUUUUCAAGAAACGAAAGGAUGGGACCUUCCAAUUAGAUGACCGAUGGAACAAAGCAUGGGCAGAUGUCGAAGGUGGUGGCAGAGAUGAAGUGUACUCAAUUUUUGAGAAAGACCGAUUCAUCAAACGAUGCAAGGCUAUCACCGAGAAGAUCUCUGAGGAAGUGAUGGAAGUGGAAGGGGAAUGGUUGACUGUUGGCGAUAUGCAACAGACCAAGAUCAAGGGCAUCGUUCGCUACACUGAGAGCCGGCCACAUCUUCAAAGGAACACAAAGCGGCACAUUUCCCAGGAGGUCAAGGAGUGGGAGGAGGAACAGGACAUGGAGGAAGAUGAUUUCAAGUCUAGCGCUCGCGCUCCCACUUUGGAUUGGGGAUAUCUGGAAGACAAGCCUGCAGACCAACCGGUUACACCAGGCUUGAGCUUGGGCAACGUAGUCCAAGACUCUGAUACUGCACCUGUGCCGGUCGAGUCAGAGGAGACCAAGCGAGAGAUGGAUAAAAUUGGAUUUCCCGUGGCGGAAGGUGACCUGUCCCCAGGUGCAAUGGUUCCUAAGGCAUGCCAAGCUAUCCACAGGCAGAUUAACAAGUUGGAGGCCAUGAUCGAGGCUUGCAAAGGUGUUGACAGGCUCACCCCUCUACAAGAACGGAUGAAAGGGAAGCUGCAGGAGGCGGCUGAGAGUCUGAUCCAUCACGAUGAGCAACUUAUGGAUCAGCAUGGAGAAGGUGUGUUGGAUGGAUUCACCCGACAGCUUCUUGACAUCCCAAAAGGUCCCAAAAGUUUUGUUUUAUAA